GAUAGGAGGAAAACCGCGCUGUUUUUUCGAAACUCAUGCGAUGCCUGUCAGUGCCGGUAAGUGUUUCGCGGUCCAAUGAUUGUAGACAUGUCAUCGAGGUUCUGUUCUGCGAGAUCAUUUUCUUCUAUUAAAAAUGCAGUUGCCAGUGGGGUGGCCGUGAAUACGUGCAUGGUGGCCACGGCCACGGCCACCAUUGGCCACCCCCUGGCUCCGCCCCUGGUUAGAGGGUGACACGGGAGUGGAUUUUCAAACCUCUCCCAUCCAAAUCCCGCCAAAAAAAAAAGGGGGGAAAAUCCCGUCUCGUCCCAUUCCCGUGUUUUUUUUUCCAUUCAUUUAAUCAGCCGUACCAAAGCAAACAGAUUAUAUUUUUAUUUAUAUCAAAAGGUAUAUUUGUGUAUUCCCGGUCCCGCCCACUCCCGCUGGCAUUUUUUUCCUGUCCCGUUUUGUGUGUGUGUGUGUGUGUGUCUGCGUCUCUGCCCUUCCCCCCUCUGCAAGACAAAAGCUCCAUUUUGUGACGUAUGAAAACUAAAAGAUUUCAGGAGUAAAAACACAGGUUUAAUUUAACACACUGAUGUUGGAGUGAAGUAAACGUGUGUCCUGCUGUAAUCUGGAGAAGGAGACAUGACCUCCAACAUGAGUGUGUCUGGAAAACAGGACUUAAAGAAAGACGAGAGAAUGAUGAAGAGAAAGAGAUCAGAUUCACCAGAACCCAGCUGUGUGUCCAUGAAGAGUGACCAGUCAAUGGAUAAUCCAAUUGCCUUCAGACACAGAGGCAGUUCUACUAAUGUGAGACCACAAAAGAAGAAAUCAAACAGCAGCAGAACUCAGGUGGACUCCAUAUUCAAGGAGCUGGAACACAAAGUCAUCACUCUGAUAAAGAAUGAGCUGAAGAGGUUUAGGAAGCUCCUGAGUCCAGAUUACCCAGCAUGCACUGAGAGGGAGGUGGAGGAUGAGGAGGAUCUUCACAGUGUCAGAGAGGGAGUGCUGAAGAUCACACUGCACGUCCUGAAGAACAUGAACCACACAGAUCUCGCUAACACACUGCACAACAAACUCGCCUCUGUGUAUCAGACAAAGUUGAAGUCCAAGCUGAGAGAGAAGUUUAAAAGAAUUAAUGAAGGAAUCUCACAGUGUGGAAGCUCAGCACUUCUGAAUGAGAUCUACACAGAGCUCUACAUCACAGAGGGUUGGGGUGGAGACGUCAAUAAUGAACAUGAGGUGAGACAAAUUGAGACAGCGUCCAGGAGACCAGCAACACAGGAGAAACCCAUCAAAUGUAAUGAUCUCUUUAAAGACAAGUCCAUCAGAACUGUGCUGAGUAAAGGAGUUGCUGGAAUUGGAAAAACAGUCUCUGUGCAGAAGUUCAUUCUGGACUGGGCUGAAGGAAAAGCAAAUCAGGACGUCACCUUCAUGUUUCCACUUCCAUUUAGAGAGCUGAAUCUGAUGAAGCAGAAAAAUCUCAGUCUGAUGAAUGUUCUUCAUCACUUUUUCCCUGAAAUGAGAAAACUAGAAUCAAUAGACUGUGACUCCUACAAAGUUUUGUUCAUCUUUGAUGGUCUGGACGAGUGUCGACUUCCUCUAAAUUUCCAGAAGAAUGAGAUAUUGUGUGAUGUGACAGAGUCAGUCUCAGUGGAUGUGCUUCUGACGAACCUCAUCAAGGGGAAUCUGCUUCCCUCUGCUCUCCUCUGGAUAACCACAAGACCAGGAGCAGCCAAUCAGAUCCCCCCUGAGUAUGUAGACCAGGUAACAGAGGUACGAGGCUUCAGUGAUCCUCAGAAAGAGGAGUACUUCAGGAAGAGGAUCAGUAAACAGAGCCUGGCCAAUAAAAUCAUCACUCACCUGAAGUCUUCAAGAAGCCUCUACAUCAUGUGCCACAUCCCAGUCUUCUGCUGGAUCUCAGCUGCUGUUCUAGAGGGAAUGUUUGGUGAAGCAGAGGGUGGAGAGAUCCCCAAGACUCUGACUCAAAUGUUCACACACUUCCUGAUCUUUCAGAUCAAACACAAGGACCAAAAGUACCAUCAGAAAUGUGACCCUGAUCCUCAGCAGACCAGAGAGAGUAUCAUGGCACUGGGAAAACUGGCUUUCCAUCAGCUGGAGAAAGGAAACCUGAUCUUCUAUGAGGAAGACCUGAGAGAGUGUGGCAUUGAUGUCAGAGAAGUGUCAGUGUACUCAGGAGUAUGUACCCAGAUCUUCAGAGAAGAGUUUGGGCUUCACCUGGGGAAAGUGUUCAGCUUUGUACAUCUGAGUGUUCAGGAGUUUCUGGCUGCUUUAUACAUGUUUUUCUCCUUCAUCAGAAGAAAUGUAACAGAUCAUCAAACCUCUGACCUGUCUGAUCUUUUCAGGAAGUCAAACAUGUCUGAUCUCCUCAGGAGUUUAGUGGACAAGGCCUUACAGAGUGAGAAUGGACACCUGGACCUUUUCCUGCGCUUCUUUCUGGGUCUCUCACUGGAGUCCAAUCAGACUCUCUUACGAGACUUAAUGCCACAGACAGGAAGCAGAUCUCACAGCAAACAGGAAACAGUGGAGUACAUCAAGGAGAAGAUCAGGGAGAAUCCAUCUACAGAGAAAUCCAUCAAUCUGUUCCACUGUCUGAAUGAACUAAAUGAUCAUUCACUAGUGCAGGAAGUACAAACUUACCUGAACAGAGGAGGUGUCUGGUGUCUCAGUGGAACCAGACUCUCUCCUGCUCAGUGGUCAGCUCUGGUGUUUGUGUUACUGACCUUGGAACAGAAGCUGGAUGUGUUUGAAUUGAGGAAAUAUGAUCGAUCAGAUGAAUGUCUUCUGAGGCUGCUGCCAGUGGUCAAAGCCUCCAGAAAAGCUGAUCUGUUUGGGUGUAAUCUGACAGAGGAAAGCUGUGGAGUUCUGUCCUCAGUUCUCAGCUCAAACUCCUCCAGUCUGAGAGAACUGAACCUGAAUGACAAUAAACUGCAGGAUUCAGGAGUGAAGCUGCUCUCUGAUGGACUGAAGAAUCCACACUGUACACUGGAGAUACUUAGUCUGCAUGGGUGUAAUCUGACAGAGGAAAGCUGUAGAGUUCUGUCCUCGGUUCUCAGCUCAAACUCCUCCAGUCUGAGAGAACUGAACCUGGGUUUCAAUAAACUGCAGGAUUCAGGAGUGAAGCUGCUCUCUGAUGGACUGAAGAAUCCACACUGUACACUGGAGAUACUGAGGCUGUGGAAGUGUAAUCUGACAGAGGAAAGCUGUAGAGCUCUAUCCUCAGUUCUGAGCUCAAACUCCUCAAGUCUGAGAGAACUGAACCUGAAUGACAAUAAACUGCAGGAUUCAGGAGUGAAGCUGCUCUCUGAUGGACUGAAGAAACCACACUGUACACUGGAGAUACUGAGGAUGUGGGACUGCAGUAUUACAGAUAAAGGUUGUGCUGCUCUGGCUUCAGCUCUGAGGCCAAACUCCUCAUCACACCUGAGAGAACUGGAUCUGAGGAAUAAUAAUCCAGGAGAAUCAGGAGUGAAUCUGCUCUCUGAUCUACUGAAGGAUCCACACUGUAAACUGGAGACACUACACAUUAAGAAUAAGACACUCACCAGGUCUGGUGUAUGACAGGAGUCAUCAGAUAUUUUGUCCAGGAUAAAUCAGUUAUGGUGGUGAAGCGUUAGAACAUGUCCCACAUUUCCAGCAGUUUGGGAGCCGAAUCAUUCAUAUUCAGAUGUAGAAGAUCCAUAACAAUAACUGUGACUGAUCACAUCCUUUUAUCCUCUCAGCUACAACUUCACACUUUAAUAUAUUUUACAAUCCAGAGUAAAAAAUAAAAACUUAUGAUACUCAAACUUGUUAUUUCAUAUCUGAUUUUGUCUAUAAAGUUUUCUACAUUUCCUGUCCAUACAAUAAAGUCAGUCCUUGUCUUGCAUAUUUUUCAUAUAUCUCUUCUUUUCUUUCUUUGUUUCUCUCUCCACACGUCUAUCACAUUGUUUUCACUCAUUAGAUCCUUUAGUUCUUUACUCCGUACUGUAUACGAUUUAAAAACCAUCCCAUCUGCCAUAUUGAGUUUACUGAAAACAGAGUUAAAGUCUGCCAUCAUUAUUAUUUCUUUAUACUUCAUGCUAUUGUUUUUUUGCACUCUUCUGAUUCUGUUCCUUCUUCUACUUAUUCUUAUGGUUGCAAAGGGGCGGGAAAUUUCCUGUGUGUGUGAGACGAUUCUAUAGAAUAACUUGAAAAAAGCUUGUAAAACAUUUAUACAAUUCAAUGCACAGAUAUAGAAAUAAUUAGUUAAACAAUUGGGAUAUUUUGGAAUAAAAACAUUUUACAAUUGAUGCAAUUGAAUAGAAAUAUUUGGAUGAAUAAAUACAUCUCAAUCA
Molecule: messenger RNA, 4313 nt
Organism: Tachysurus fulvidraco (yellow catfish)
Lineage: Eukaryota; Metazoa; Chordata; Actinopteri; Siluriformes; Bagridae
Product: NACHT, LRR and PYD domains-containing protein 3-like
Exons: 11
Coding region: 622-3558 (978 amino acids)
Molecular function (GO): protein binding
Source: RefSeq, a predicted model, not a curated record